AGUUCUCACCGCGAGCGUUUCCGCUCACCUAAAAUACGGAGCUGGCGAGUCGAGGAGGACGAGGAACAACGCGGAACAGUACUGAGGAACUAACGCUCGACGACGAAGACACAAUUUUGUUAAAAUAUUAUUCAGCCACAUUCUAGUUUUUGGGUGUGUCCAUUUUUUACAACCAUUAAUGCAUCGAGUGUGAAGCAGUGAGAGGAGGCUCGCGCUGUUAACCUUUACGCUGGUUAAGCCGCAGAGGACUCUCGCUGGUCGCCGGAGGGGAAGAUGUGCGAUGGAAUGGUAGCGUUUCAGACGAGAGCCCCGUCCUCCUCCUCCUCCGUCCGAGCCCACAGGCUGGCUGCCGCCGCGCUCCUCCUCCUCUUCACCCUGCUCCCCAAUGGCCACGCAUCAGGUUGCGCGCGGCCCCCCGGCGUGCUGCACGGAGACCUGCUAAACCAGACUGAAGCUAACCGGGGCUCUUUCCCCCCGGGCACCCUGCUGACGUAUGGCUGCGAGCCCGGCUACACUGCGGAUGGAACCACCGCCAUCAUUUGCACCAGCUCUGGGGCCUGGUCCCAUCAGCCUCCACGCUGUAUCCGAAGCGGCGCGUGUUCCCCCCCCACUGAGCCAGAGAACGGGGGCUACCGCUGUCACCCGUCUCCCUGCCACAGCCUCACCCAGAAGACCGUCAUCGAAUACUUCUGCUACGAGGGAUACGCUCUGAAGGGCGACUACAAGUUCCUCACCUGCCAGGACGGCGAGUGGGACGGCCCCAUGCAGAUCAGCUGCCGACUCACACAAGACAAGGAGCCGAGCUCCCCGCUGGGCAUCCCCGCUCUGUCCAUCGUGGCGUCCACAGCUAGUUCUGUGGCGCUCAUCCUGCUGUUAGUGGUGCUGUUUGUUCUUGUGCAGCCCAAACUCAAGUCCUUCCACCACAACAGGAGGGAGCAGGGGGUCUCGGGCGAGUCCAGCUCCGUCAUGGUCGAGGGCGUCCAGGUGGCACUGCCCUCCUACGAAGAGGCUGUGUACGGAAGCGGUGGACCCGCUGCCGCUUCCGGUCCUCCUCCUUCUCCGCCUCCUCCUUCGGCUCCGGCGGAGUCUCGGGUCCCGAUCGUGCUCUCCGAGGGUCUCCCUCAGGGAGCCACGGGGGGCCGCGGCACCGGCAGAACACGCCACAACAGAGACUUAGACUUCUGCCUCCCGUCCACGUCGUCGUCCUCCUCGUCCUUCUCCUCCCGCCGUCACGCGGAGACGGUGCUGGUUCAUCAGGCCCCCUCCUCCUCCUCUUCCUCGCCAUGGGCUCGAGGGCACCCUGGGGGUGCAUGCGCAGGCCCCCUACCUCUCCGCAGAGACUCCGAGAGCAGCGACCAGCACAGUCUGCUUUCUGUCGCCUCUGCCGAUGACUUUUCUGACGAUAUUCCCCUGCUGAAGGAAGCAUGAAGCCUCCUCGCCUGCUCUCGGCAUCAGCAGCGGAGGCCUGACUUGUCUCUCGCUCGCUGCUGACUGACUGUUGCUGUCGCCCUACUUCCCCCGAUUGCCCUCAGCAGCCAGCAGAGAAAAGACUUGAACUGUUCCCCAUUGCCCGUCCCACCUCUUCUGCCAUUACUCCCCAUGCAGAGCAAAGCCAACCACCGCUACCCGCUACGAUGGAGCGCCACUGGACCCGGCUGCUGGAUCACAAGGCGGAGACAAUCCAGACAGAUAAAGCGGUGCCAGCUCAACAUAAAUCCUGUCGAUCCGAUGUAGAACGUCCACACUGAGUCAUGCUUGUGUCCUUUAGGCGGUGUUCGCACCACACACUUGCACCCAGGUGCCGUUCUCCAUCAAAACGAUGCUCAUAGCGGCUUCAUCGGAGAAGGCGAUAGCGAUCGAGACGCGUCGACUCCGUCUGGGAUUACUGCGGAUAGAAAAAUAAAUAAUAAACACGUGUGCCGUCCGCUCCUGCUGCUGUGGCGCUCAGAACCGUCUUCCCGCUGUACUUGAAUAGUCGUGAGUGUCGGCUGGGUUUUUAGGGCCCGCUUUGUGAAUGCUGCAUGUUGUUUUUGGUAAGUGCUGUCACAGCACGGUGGCACUCUGAAUGAAGCCUCCAGGGUCUCCCCCCCCCCCCCCUCUCUCUCGCUCUCCCUCGCUUUCCGAGUAUCGGGCCGUCGUCUAGCAUUUGGGAUGGUGGGAUUGAGAACCGCUUGACGACAGCUGCAGCGUUACGAAGUACCAUAUCGCAACGAUACGAAGACCCUUUCUUUCUUUUCUGUUGCCAUCUGCACCCACGAUCUGGAAGUGGCUCCUUCUGUCGCAUGAGUGGCAUUGAUUGGUGUUUUGGGAGGAGGAGGAGGAGGAGGAGGAGCAUCAUUUGACAGUUUGUAUAAAAGCUGAGGAGAGGGUGGUGUUCGGGCAGAUGACUAAACUUCAGGGUUGUGCGUGUCUAGUUUUGUUCCCUGUAUUUAUUGGCGUGUUGCUAAGUUUUAUUUGAGUUGCUGAUUGUGUGUGUGUGUGUGUGUGUGCAUCAUUGUGCGUCAGGCAGGAGAGGACAUGUCCUCGACGGAGCCAUUUCCUGAUUUGCCUUCCCAAUGCCCCGUCUGUCACCAUCAGAAGAUGUCCCUCCCAGCAUUGAAUAAGUCACAUGAUCAACCCGGCGUCACUUCAGGCAACGAGUCCACUACACAAUGUGUGUAGUAGUCGUCCACUACACAAUGUGUGUAGUAGUCGUCCACUUUCAAGCUAGAAUAUUCAUCAUUUUCUGCUGAAUUACUGGAAAACACGAGUCCCCUGAGAGGAACUGGCUCUCGUCCACCUUCACGCUGAACCGAAGGCUCUCGACUUUAGUGCGUUAUGGACACAACUGCAACUGGUUGCAGUGGAACGCUAACGUUUGGUUAUAUAGCACCCCCCCCCCCCCCCCCUCGCCACGUGCACUCACUCCCCCCCCCCCCCUCCCUCAUGCCAAGUGGAAAUUUAUGAGUGAAUAAUUCUAUGUUGUCUGAAAUCAUCUUCUGUUCUCGUCUCCAGUUGAAAAAGCUUUGGUGGUUGAGCUGGUAACCGUGGAAACAGCAUGACUCCGAAGUAUCCUGGGAAUUACUUUUCAAGCUUCAGAAAAAACAAACGCGUCUGAAUUUCUAUUCUGAUUUAGUUUGGCAUCGUGGCCGCCUGUCAUUGUCAACGGCUGCAUCAUUGAUGCAAACAGAGUGUUGCCUUAGACUUAUACAUCAUCUCUUUUCUUUUUGUAUAAUCUUAACCCUCGUUCAAAAUCGCAACAGAUUCUGUUUUCCCAAUGGCCUUACUCUGUUCUUUUCUAUUCUAUGCAUUCAACUGUCUGUGUAUUUAUCAGUUUACUUUUGGUGUGGACGCGACUGAAAGUCUUCUCUGUCCUCCCCGAGCUUUUACAGCUACUGCGAAUAUGAUGAUACACCUAUAAGCACCUAUAUUUCACUAUUCUUUUGCUUCUUUGCUUCAAGGCAUUACAAUAAUAUGGGAUUGAAAAGAAGAAGAAAAACUCAAACGAACUUUGCAUUCAGAAUCACUGUUGUACGGUGUCGCUGAAAAUUACAGGUUAAAAAACUACACCUCUUGAUUCUUAGUUUCAAAUGCUUUGAUUUUUCCUCCGUACAUGGCAAGUGGGUGUGGCGAUAGUAAUUUAAUAUUUGUAUAAAGUUUAAUUUAAUUUUACAGUGUGUGUAUAUAACUUUCUAAUUAAAGCUUUCUUUUGAAUGUGGAA
Molecule: messenger RNA, 3700 nt
Organism: Pseudoliparis swirei
Lineage: Eukaryota; Metazoa; Chordata; Actinopteri; Perciformes; Liparidae
Gene: susd6
Product: sushi domain containing 6
Exons: 7
Coding region: 274-1428 (384 amino acids)
Source: RefSeq, a predicted model, not a curated record